GAGCGAAUAAAAGAGUAACUGAGUCUCUUAUUGAAACAAGCGAGUGUAGCUGCAAGAUAUUUUGUUGGGGCAAAAGAACUCAUCUGGACGAUGUUUACUGCUUUAUUCAUGCUGUCUGCUUUGAACGCAACACAGCAUUGCCAUAUGCAGCUUGGACUCUUGGACAAAACUAUCGUGGCAGAAAUUUUGGAACGAUACAGGAAUCCUGGAACAGACAAAGUUCUUUUUCCAAGAGCACAGCGCCAAGCUCACCAACGACUACGCGGCAAGCUAGAAAUUUCUACUAUUCACAAGAACUUGAUGUGAUUAGUUAGUGUGGAAUAUAGUUUUGUUCAACAGAACAGAUUUUCUGCCCAAGUACUGACGAUGUUUAGAGGCGGCGCUUCUGCUUGCUUUGGCAGGCCUCUCAA
Messenger RNA from Trichoderma asperellum CBS 433.97, 410 nucleotides. The record is from RefSeq and is a predicted model, not a curated record. NCBI's taxonomy places the organism in Eukaryota, Fungi, Ascomycota, Sordariomycetes, Hypocreales, Hypocreaceae.